AAUGUGAUCGUUCUAAAUUUGAAAUGUGAGUUUGUGUAAAAUGGAGCGUCCGUCUGUGUAUCCGGCGAACUUGACGGAUUUGUUAGCUGUGUCGUAUCAAGAUGGCUUCGAUCGGUCGUCGCCUGUGUCAACGGAAGAUGAUAGUCAGUUCGGAGUGGAUUUGACAGGGAAGACUAGUUUGGCGGGCAAGUCGUUUACGAUCGCCGCCAUCUUGGGGCUGUCGGGGGCAGAGCAGGAUGCUAUGAAUUUGAGUGUGGAGCGACUGCGGAGCCCACAGCUGGGCUAUUGGGCUGGGCAGGAGAUCCAGAGGCUCAAUGAGGGGUUCUGUAGGAGCAUGGCGCCGUCGGGGCUCCGGCAAGAUAGUCCGCGGCCGGAGACGAGGCCGCCGCAGCUGAAACCCCCUCGCAGCCACGCCCUGUCCUGUAGUAGCAGUUCCGGGCGAAGCAAACGCAUCAGAACCAUCUUCACUCCGGAACAGCUUGAGAGGUUGGAGGCAGAGUUCGAGCGCCAGCAAUACAUGGUCGGCCCCGAGCGACUAUAUCUGGCUCAUGCGUUACAGCUCACAGAAGCACAGGUGAAGGUGUGGUUCCAGAACCGACGCAUCAAGUGGCGUAAGCACCACCUGGAGGUGACGCAGCAGCGGUUAGCUGUGCUGCAGAGACACAGACCUGACGGAGACGAAGACCUGUAAUCUUAGAGCCACUAGCUAGAGUAAUCCUUGAACCUGUCAACACUGCUGUAGCCGACCUGCAUCAUAUUGUGCUGUGACCGAGACGAGGACCAUUUCAGCAUUACCAGAGUUGAGAACUAGGACAGAUAGUGACACAAGCACCGCAUGGAGGAGACGAAGACCUGCAAUCUUAGAACCACUAGCUAGAGCAGGGGUCUCCAAACUCCGGCCCGCGGGCCAAAUCCGGCCCGCGACACGUUCCAAUCCGGCCCGCCACCACCCAAAAGCGAGUGCCCCCUGUCCGGCCCGCGGGAGCCAGGUCCCAGGGGUUGAGCAUUAAUUGAGAGUGGAACUGUUCCUAACAGCAGCAACCAGACACCCUCCCCCGGCGCAAAAACCCGAAAGUUUCUGAGGUGCAAUAUGGCCCUUAGGUAAAAAAGUUUGGAGACCCCUGAGUAGAGUAAUCCUAGAGUGAUAUGACAACAAACGAUCGGACCUGUAACCUUAGGAGUAAC
Molecule: messenger RNA, 1185 nt
Organism: Cydia splendana
Lineage: Eukaryota; Metazoa; Arthropoda; Insecta; Lepidoptera; Tortricidae
Product: homeobox protein notochord-like
Exons: 4
Coding region: 41-691 (216 amino acids)
Biological process (GO): central nervous system development; neuron differentiation; brain development
Cellular component (GO): nucleus
Molecular function (GO): RNA polymerase II cis-regulatory region sequence-specific DNA binding; DNA-binding transcription factor activity, RNA polymerase II-specific
Source: RefSeq, a predicted model, not a curated record